Molecule: messenger RNA, 1041 nt
Organism: Penicillium robsamsonii
Lineage: Eukaryota; Fungi; Ascomycota; Eurotiomycetes; Eurotiales; Aspergillaceae
Exons: 3
Coding region: 1-1041 (346 amino acids)
Source: RefSeq, a predicted model, not a curated record
AUGUUAUCUAAAUUUCUUUUGGCGUCGGCUGCGACCCUCGUGGCGCUCUCUGGUCUGACCAAUGCCCAGACAAACAUCACCGAGAAAGACUGCGCCUCCACAUCCGAGUACUCGAAGUGCAACAGGGAUGUCGCGGACAAGUGGAGCUCCUGUCUUCGAGGCUGCAACGGCAAUGGUAACUGUGCCGUGGAUUGUGGCUGCGAGUCCCACCAGAAGUAUAUUAACUGUAUGGCGGAGUCGUGCUGGAACCAGGUCUACUCCUGCAAAUACCAGCUCUUUGUCCAGCAGUACUUCGCCGUCUGCCCCAGCGCCAAAGAACCCAUCCCCUUCUGGCCACCACCAGACAACGCACCAAACCGCUGCUCCUGCGAUCUAGGAAAGGUCACACAAACAACUCUAUCAUCCCGUAACCAACAGAUCAAAUGUAUGCGCGAUGUCACCGACAAACUCACCUCCGACAUUGGCAACAUCGCAGAUCUAUCGAACCUAAACCACGGUCUCGAUAUCGCCAACCGCGCUUCCGACUGUGCCUGCUGCGGAGCCAGCGCUAGUAUCUCCGCAUCCUGGGAUAUCUGCCCACACACCGAACCCACCCUUGCUGGCGCAGACAUGUGGGGAGUCUUCUUCCCCUCCGAUCUACCAAAUCUAUACACCUCCCUACCAAACUGGGCAUGGUCGUCAUGCGACUCCACUCUGGAGGACAAGAAGUGCAAGGACCUUGGUUUCACGGACGCGGACAAGUUCUAUAAGCCCGGCGAUCUUCCUAAGAACGGUACAUCGACAUUGUACGAGGUCGGCGGUACGCUUACAGCUCCUCCUAGCGGUACUGUUCUCGUUUGGUCCCAGUCUUCGACUACUUAUACCGUUAGUGCGACUGGGUAUGACCGAAAGGCUGUGGCCAGUCAGAGCGAGUACCGUGCUACGGCUACCGGGAGUGAUGCGGCGUUUGCUACGCACACUUCUGAUAGUGGUGCUGGAGCUUUGAGAAAUGGUGGUAUUGGUGCGGUUGUGGCUGCUGUUUUUGCAGUUGUUGUGCUGUAA